Molecule: messenger RNA, 434 nt
Organism: Hibiscus syriacus
Lineage: Eukaryota; Viridiplantae; Streptophyta; Magnoliopsida; Malvales; Malvaceae
Product: transcription factor CPC-like
Exons: 3
Coding region: 97-351 (84 amino acids)
Biological process (GO): cell differentiation
Cellular component (GO): nucleus
Molecular function (GO): transcription cis-regulatory region binding
Source: RefSeq, a predicted model, not a curated record
UUACCCAUCGUCCUCUGUCUUAACUCCUUUCACGUAUUGGGUUUCUCUCAUUUUCUUCCAAAAUUCUACCCCCCCACAACGGCAAAAAUAAAAGAAAUGGAUAGACGGCACCGGAAGCAAGCCAAGACCACCGCCUCCUGCUCUCAAGAGGUGAGCAGCAUUGAGUGGGAGUUCAUAAACAUGUCUGAACAAGAAGAGGAUCUUAUUUAUAGAAUGUAUAAACUCGUUGGGGACAAGUGGGGGUUAAUUGCAGGUAGGAUUCAAGGGAGAAAAGCUGAAGAAAUAGAAAGGUUUUGGAUCAUGAGACACGGACAAGUAUUCGCCAACAGGCGUAGAGAUCACCAAAACUGAUUAACAAUACAUCUACUUAAUGUUUAUAAGGAAAGAAUUGCUCUCUGCCUCUUCCUUCAUUUCUUUGGCUUUUGCUUUCCCUU